Messenger RNA from Nasonia vitripennis (jewel wasp), 11736 nucleotides. RefSeq names its product Krueppel-like factor luna. The record is from RefSeq and is a predicted model, not a curated record. NCBI's taxonomy places the organism in Eukaryota, Metazoa, Arthropoda, Insecta, Hymenoptera, Pteromalidae. The transcript is spliced from 6 exons. Gene Ontology annotation, molecular function: DNA-binding transcription factor activity, RNA polymerase II-specific; RNA polymerase II cis-regulatory region sequence-specific DNA binding. Gene Ontology annotation, biological process: regulation of transcription by RNA polymerase II. Bases 1301 to 2452 code for a protein of 383 amino acids.
CGCCAGUCACUGUUGGGCGCUCGCGCGGCAACCUUCGUCGUCUCGUCGUUGUUGUUGUCGUCGUCGCUCUCUGUCGUGUGUCCCCCUUCUUCUUCCUCUUCUUCUCUUCUGUACCGCAUUUUCUCUUUCUCUCUCUCUCACCUAGUAAACGUAUCGGCUCUGCGGAUUUCGAACUGGACGUACCUGCAGCAGCGCAGCCGAACGGAACAGUGUGCGCGUGUGUUAGUGGUGAUCUUACGUCGUCGGCUCUUCUGUACAUGAUAUAAUAUGAAUAAUACGCGCUGCCGGUCCUACGCCACCUACGCCGGCUGCUCGGCGAUGCUCGCGGCGCAGCAGCUCCAGAUUCUGCGCGAGUGACAUAACGCAACGCCAGCGCGUUGUACAGCUUACGAAAAUCUUCGCCGUCGUCCUCGAGAGAGAGAGAGAGAUAUAUACAUACGUAUACCGGAGAGUAGUGGUGUCUUCUAUAGUGUGUAAAAUCCAGUGUGCGCGUGUGUGAUGCCGCUGCGGCUCCUCGUCUACUGAGAGAGGGCUAUAAUAUAUAUCGAUACAGAGAGAGAGAGAGAGAGAGAGAUACACGAAAAUCUUGACGUACAAGUAUAGGUCGCACCUAUUGGCUGUAAAACCGAGGAUCUGCGACGUGUGAUGUUUGAUACGGAUACAGUGAGAGAGAUAAGGGUGCGCGUGUGUGCAGUUCUCGAUCCAGUGUGUGAUAUUCGGUGUGAGUUUCGCUGUGUCUCCGUAUAGUACACCUUCUACCGGCGUGUUCUCCGCGUGUGUGCAAGAGUAUAUAUACACACACACGCGCACACAGAAACACACGAGUACAGUGAGAGAAGACAACGAGCGCGCACGUGCAUUAUCAUCAUGCGCCGUUGCAAACUCGCCGGCCGCUGCUGCAGCAGCUUGUAGCGGAGAUCUCGCGUAUAUAGCAUAUAUAUAUAUAUAUAUAUAUAUAAAUAUAUACACCUGCACGCACACACAUCGCCCGGCGAUCUAUUGCCGCGCUGCGUACAGCCGAAAAGUGAAAGCGAGCCGAUUUUUUCGUUUCGAAUUAUAACACAUUGGUAUAUAUAUAUACGUACGUACAGUGAGGCAGUGCGAGUAUACUUAUAUAUAAAAAAAAUAUAGUAACAGAAGCAACGAGUCAAGUGUGCGCGGUUUUUUCCUCAUCGCAUCGUCAUCGUGUCAGUGUGCCGUGUGCGCGCGCUGUGAUAUAUCGAACGGAGAGAGUAUAGUAUCGCAAUAGUUAGUUCCUCGAGUUAUCAUCACACAGCGCAGUAUUCCCCCGACCGCAACCAUGGAUAUCCUGCCGAGUGGGAAUAUAUUCCGGGAGCUGCAGGACAUACACGACACCGGAUACUUCUCGGCCCAGCCGUCGCUCGAGGAUCAUUGGCAACAGACUUGCUACGAGAUGGAAAGGUACCUGAAGGACGAGCCGAAGCUACAGUCGUACAAAAAGCUCCCCACGGAGCUCGACACGGCACCGUGGAAUUUAUUCAGGGCACCGCAGAUCUGGACCGCCACCACGGGCACCACAAACGCACAAUUCGAACCCUCGAUCAAAAUGGAGGUGACGACGACAGCGGACGACAGAGAGACGCUCUGUCUGGAGGACAUAAAGCUGAGUCCGGGCGAUCACAGUCACAACGGCCGCGACAGGGAUCUGCUCGACCGGCACCUGGACUCGCUAUCGAUGUCGUCGGCGAGUUCGGCGUGUUCCGCCCUCUCCUGGGAUGGCUCGCCGUCCCUGUCCUGCAGGGCACUCAUCCUUAAAAAGGAGCCCAGCGAAGACCUCGAGGAGGAUGAGGAGCACGAGGAGGAGGAGGAGGAGGACAGCGGCUGCGAAGGCGAGGGUCAGAUCCUCACGCCGCCCUCGAGUCCAGAGUCCGGACAGGGCCACUCGAAUUCGAGUCACUCGUCGACCGGCAGCUCGAUGCUCGACGUCCACAAUCUCAACCUUCACGGCGCGAACGGCAGGAGCGCGAUCGUCAGGGUCACCACUGCAAACGCACAGAACGUCGCGAGAUUGAUCUCGGUAGCGACGAACGGCUUCCCAGCGGUGAGCGGCACGACGCAGCACAGCUCGCACGGCAGCGCGUCGGCGACGGUCGUCACGAGCGGCCACGUCAGCGUCAACAGCAGGCAUCACGCGAGGAGUCACGAGCACAGUCCGCCCGACACGAAGCGCAGGAUACACAAGUGCCAGUUCCCCGGAUGUAAAAAGGUCUACACCAAAAGCUCGCAUCUCAAGGCUCACCAGAGGACGCAUACGGGAGAGAAGCCAUACAAGUGCAGCUGGGAGGGCUGCGAGUGGCGAUUCGCUCGCUCGGACGAGCUGACGCGCCACUAUCGCAAGCACACCGGUGCCAAGCCGUUCAAGUGCCGGCACUGCGACCGCUGCUUCUCGCGCAGCGACCACCUCGCCCUCCACAUGAAGAGACACGUCUAACGCGUCUCUGCCAGCAGCAACAGCAGCAGCAGCAGCAUCCUUCCCCCACAUGCAAGCUCGACGACCUCGACUAACGACGACGAUGACUAGUAGCAGCAGCAGCAGCCCCAGGAGUUAUUCACGGGUUCAUACGCGAUGCCACGCGUCUGCGUUGUACCGAGCUAUAUAGCGCGAGAGAGUCGAGUUCGAGGUCGACGCAGGCCGAGAACCAGAAGACGCGCAAUGUACCGCGAGAUGUGUGUAUGUGUGCAUGUGUUUGCAAUUACGUGUGUGUUAUUAUGUAAUAAUAAUAAUUAUAGCUGAUGAUAUUUUGGCUAUACCGUCAGAGAGAGAGAGAGAGAGAGAGAGAGAGAGAGAGAGAGAGAGAGAGAAUGAGAGAGAGAGAGAGAGAGUAAAAGAGUAAGCGAGCCAAAGCAAGCUCAAAAGCGCGCGCGCGAUCCUGCUAAUGUGAUGGAUUGUUGUUCUUCGAAAAUCGUGUGUUUCUGUUAUGUAUCUCCAUUGUAGCUGAAGAGAGAGAGAGAGCGAUAUUCAGAUUUAACUAUCUAGAGCAGAGCAGAGAAAAAAAAUAAACAAAACACAAGUAGCUAGGACGAAAUGAUGAUUACGAUGAUAACUCUUUGUUGUGUGUAUCCCUCCGACAGAGACAUACGCGGUCGCAGCCGAUCAGAUGUUGACGGAAGGCGAACGCGCGAGCCGCGUCGACUUUGCGGGAGCGUCAAUCACUGCCAAUACAAGUCGCGCUGCUGAGCAGAGAGACUCGUCAAGACGAUGCUAUAAUAGAGAGAGAGAGAGAGAGAGAGAGAGAGAGAGAGAGAGUGCGAGAGCUGCGCGAGAGUGUCUUCGCGUCCAAUUUGCGAGAGCUGGGGAGCGAGAGAUAUAUGCCAAACGCGCGUCGCGCUAUGCACUUACGAGAAUGCGUUCGCCGGAGAAAGAGAGACAGUGCAAAGACCUCCUCGCUCGAAAUUUUCAAACGCGACGCGAGAGAGGCGAGCAUUUCUCUCCCGUGUAACAAUCCCCACGGCGGCUCGUAUAUUAUAAUACACGUUAUACUACGCGCAACACACAGUGAGAAUGACAAUUAGCUAGGAUUUCGAGUCUUUUUUAUAUAAAUACAGUGAGUGAGCGAGAGAGAACGAGAGAGAAAGAGGGCUGGAUUAGAGCGAGACAGAAGCUGCGCAGGUGGCUGCAGAGGAUAUAAAAGGUUAGUGGAACAAAGAGGGAUGAGAGAGAGAGAGAGAGAGAGAGAGAGAGAGAGAGAGAGAGAGAGAGAGAGAGAAGAGCGACGCGCACAUACAGACACGCUGCGGACGAAAAAAGCAAGGAACAACGCGAAGCAAAGAAUUUUUCUAUUGUUCUUUUACACGUAGAUGACAUUGUUCCGGGCUGCGCUCGCGUGUUGACACAAUCAUUUAUAGCGGAGCGACAAUAGAAGCAAUUUUCAAAGCCCAAAGCGGUGCCAAACGUCACACACUCACACAUACACAUAUUAUCGGGGUGCACGCGGUUUUGCGCUUCUUGCCGAAAGGGGGAGAGAGAGAGAGAGAGAGAGAGAGAGAGAGAGAGAGAGAGAGAGAGAGAGAGAAAGAGAGAGAGAGAAAGGGACGCGCUAAAAUUUUAAUGAAAGCGAGCAGCCAUGCCGAGCCUCAACCCUCUAUAUCUCUCUCUCUCUCUCUCUCUCUCUCUCUCUCUCUCUCUCUCUUGCUGGGCGUCCGUCUGUUUCAGCGCGAUCUUUAUGGGCUGUUUGUUUUGAUUUUUGAAAUGGAUGCGGUAGUUUUUCGAAUCGCACAAGAGACAGUCGGACGCGCGUUUGCGCGGAAUCGCGCGCUCGAAGGGAUUUUGAGAAACAUUUUUUUGUCUCUUUUCGUAAAAGCUUUUCUUUUCAUUCUUUCAGUCCCGAACCAUUCGCACGCAGUUUUACGCUCGGAGGAGAUGUUUUUAUAACGCACAUAGGAUAAAGAAAUCGGCAUACAACGAAUCGACUCCGAGUCCCUUCGAGCGCACGAUCGGCAAGAGGCGCGACGACCGAUCGCGCUAUGUGCAACAAAUCGAAUCAAUCAUCCGAAAAGACUAGCCCGAAUCGUCCGAUAAUCAAGCUAUCAUGCAAACCAAAAGGAAGUAUAUAAGAAUUUAGAUGCAGAACAAGUAAAUAAAUAUAAAAGAUACAAAUAUUCAGUGGCCAAAUGAACGUGAAUUCGAGCGUGCGCGCCAGUUUAUAAAGAAAAAAAAAUGAAAAUAAGCGGCGAGGCUAGUCCUUGCUCGCGAACCCGUGGGAUCAUCAAUAAUUCCGCGGCAGUCUCGGGUGCUUUGUGCUUGCGUAUAUAAGUAUAUGUAUACCAUACGCGUGAUAGACAAAACAAAAAAGGGAGAGACGUACAGUGCGAACGUGGACUAUGUGCGUGAAUGUGUGCGAGCUAUGUUUUUUUCUUCUUAAUCUUUAUUUUAGUCGACCCAUCGAACAAACAGAGGUAUACAUGUAGUGCAUAGUAGAGGGUGAGAUUAAACACGAAGACAUUCCGCUGUAACUCGCGUCAUUCUUACGUAUCGUGUAGUAGUCGUGCGCGGAAGGUUAUAUAACUUAAAAACACUGAGCAAACUGAAAUGAUGGAAACAGGGCAACGCCAACGUGCGUCGGUUCUCGUACCUUCGAGGCCUAAAACCAGACGAAACAGAAUUAACAAAAAAGUAAUAUAUAUAUAUAUAUAUAUAUAUAUAUAUAUAUAUAUAUAUAUAUAUAUAUAUAUAAAUAAAUAUAGAUAAUAUAUCGAGAGGGAGAGAGAGAAAGCGAGAGAUAGAGAGAAGGCGUGAUCGUAAGAUGUAUAAAAGAAAAACAGAACCACAGGAAUAGUAAAAAAAGUAAUGGUGAAUGAAGAAAGGCGUGCGCGAUCAUCCCCGAUUACGCGAUCGGGCGACGAUCGCUCAUCCACACAAUCUUCCAACCAAAACGAGUCAGUCUACUCACAUAGUCACAUAGUCACUAUUAACGCCAUCGACAAAGAAAUAAAAAUAGAGCGAGAAAAAAAUUAUUACGAUGAUAAAUGCAAACAAAUACAUACGAAGAAUAAAAAAUAAAUACAAACAAACACCGAUUUCAUAGUAGGCUAGUGUUUUUAGGAAUUUUAUACAGGCAUGCAAAGAUAAAUAUUAAAUAUAUGAAAACAAAUAAAGCAAAGUAAAACACGUUUAAAAGUAUAAAUAAGACAGAAAAAUAAAUGGCAGAUCCAAACGUAUCUAUAUAUGUUCUUAGCCUGCGUACAUAUAGAGCCAAAAUCCACUUUAAAACAAAAGAAAUAAGGAAAGAAUAAAAGAGAGAAAGAACCGAUCGUUCGUUUCUCGUUCGAAGGAUCAUCGCGACACGACGAUUUUUCGAUGACGACUACGCGACGACGAUAUGAUGAAUGAUUAAUUAUUAUUAUUACCGAAAGAGGUGGUACGCGAAGCGGGUGCGGAGAUAUAAAUAAAUAAAUUAAAUUAAAUGAAUAAAAAAAAUGAUUAAAUAAAGUAAAGUUAUCGAUUAAAAAUAAAAUAAAAUAAAAUAAAGCAAGUAAAUAGGGCCGCGCGUGCAACGGCUGCAGUCUUUCGUUUCUUCGUAUUCGGGGAAAGUGCAACUAUCUAUUGUGCAGUUUUAUAGGAAAAUCGAUCGGUAGCUGUCUUCGAAGUUCAAAACGGAGAAAUAUGGAUAGAAAGAAGGGGAAAAACUAUGAUUGAGAAUAAUCCGACCGAGGAUUUCGGAUAUAUCUGGGAGUCCGCGUGUCUCGAGGAUAAUCGAUAAAACAAAAGACUUUUUCACCGAGAAAGAGCCUAAGACGAUUUCAGAAAAAAAAUUAUUACCGAAAUUACUUUAAGAUUCUUUAUAGUAGUUCAUUCGCGAUGUCCCAGGCAAUCCAGAGGGUCGUAAUAAAAAAAAAUAAUGAAAUUAAAUAAAUGCAGAGUAAAUGAGAGAUAAUAGGAGAAAAGCUGCGAGAGAAAGAAACGUUAUAGAUGCGCGCGGUGGACGACGUGUAUAGUCUUUCGCGCACACGUGCGUGUAUAUGCCGCGACUAAAAGAAAAUUCCGUACCUCGUUGUGUAUACAUCAUCUAUUUGUAUAAUUGUGAAUAAACGGUAUAAAGGCGUAUGAUAAUGUGAUUUGUUAUACGUAUGUUUUAAAAUGAGAUAUGAAGAAAGAAAGAAAAGAAAUAAUAUAAAGACACAUUACAUUACAAUAUACACAGAGUGAAGCAAAACAAAGCAGAAAACAAAUAACGGCGUCGGAGACUUCGCGCGAACCGAGUAUGUAAUUUUGUACUAACAGAAUAGAAACAAAACAGAAAUAUGAUAAAGAAAAAAAAAAUAACAAAAAGUAAAUGAUUAUUGAUAACCAUGUGUGCAAAAGGGAGAGGAAAGGGCUUUAUUAUAUUAAAUGACGCAGCGACACCUUUUCAAAAGGGGAAGAAGUGAGCCUCGUGCAACGAAAAAUAAUUUAGAAAAAAGACACUAAUUUAAAGCUACACAAAGAAAUACAAAAAAAAUCAAACGCGUAAUAUAGAGGGGAUUCUAUCUAACUAACAAAGAGUGAAAAUCAAGAGACGCUGAUGGUAAGAUUAUGUUCGCGAGCUUCGCUGCACCGCAACCAUCAUCACACUUUAAUCUUCUAUCCCUAUGUAUAUUCAAGUCGUUAUAUCUUCUCCCACAUCGUUUCGUCCAUCUAUAACCGUGUUACCUCCUCGUCCUCUGGUUCGUCGAUCGUGCAUUCAAAGAUUAAACUUCAAAGAUUCUCUCUUGUGCCAAAACGUAGCUUUCAUUACAAAAGAGUAGCGUUUGAUACAUUUACAAAUUGAUACAAUAAAAAAGAAACGACUGCAUCGCCUUUGCGUUCUCGACACUUGCACUUUAAUUUGAGGAUAACUUCUCUGAGUGCGUCCAUCGACGAGUCAUUCCAGGCGGUAACGAUCCUCCUCUCUUUAACCACACACACACACACGCACACUCAGCCACUCCUUUCGCUUGUAUACACUAUUUUAUACGUCGCUCCUUUUUCUCGCAUCGUCGGAGCCGCGUGUGUGUGUAUCGAUCAUCUCGAGCGGGAAGUUCUUCCUUGGAGAAAGAAGAAAGGAGCCGGACACACAUCUCGCCGUUUCCGAUGUAAUAACCGAACGCCAUCCCUUCUUUUUACUGUAAAUUACCCCUUAAUUCCCUUUACGCGUUUCGUGAUGCCGCUAGGCGCUCGCGCGUCCGGGGAUCAAAAAGCCAAGCUUCUUUUAUAUCGCGCGCAACUUUUUACGACUUCGGGCUCUCGCGGGGGCCGAUUUUUUUUUUUAUAUCUUUCGAACUAUUUAUUUCGUUACUUUGCUUUUUUCCUCUACUUUUAGUCGCGGGAAAGACCUCGACAGAUGUUUUAUUUUUUUAUCGGUAUUUUUUUCCAUCCUGCGUAUUAUUACUGUUUCAUUUUUUAUCGCAACGGGUUUAAUCUCUCUUCUUUCGAUCCUCGUAACAACUCUUUUUUCGAUCCUCGUAACAAUUAUUACUUUCGUAUCGUAAUGCACGUCAUCGAGCACAGUUACGAUAACGCGCUGAUCAUGUUUAUAAAGCGGCCGUGGAAUUCAGUAUUAUAAAAAUGGUUGUUUAGGAGUCUCGCCGUCGGAUUCAAGCACAAAAAGUAGAGAAACGAAACAAGGAAUUGAGGUGUACCAGUUUCACGUAUGAUGAUUGUCUAUUCAGAGAGCACAGGUGAAUAAGGAGUUUCGAGUGCAUAUGUAUACGCGCAAGGCCUAUUCACUGGCACUAAAGCGAAACAACAAAAUAACACUACGAACAAACAUUUUUAGCGGAAAACAGACAAAAUACGCGCAAAACCGAGUUUGCUACUAGCUUGAACGCAAAACUUAUGAAAAAAAAAAUUAUGAACAAUCGAGCGAGAUGGACUAAAAAACACAACAGAAAAGUGAUAGCUUGCGCAUUUCUUCUCACGUAAGGUCCCGCGAUAAAAAGCGUAGCAGCAGAUUUAUUCAUUAAAUAUUGUAUACACUACUCUUUCUCGAUCCCUGUCUCCGAUGCAUGAGCCGAUUUUUUUCUCCUUUUUCUAUACGUCCACUGAUUCUUUUUAGCGAUUUAUCCCGACAAAUCCGAUGUAUUUUAUCGAUAACGCUUGGCGAAAGCACACCGCAGGUGAGCAUAUGAUGAUGGAUCACAGUAAAGUUCAAGCGCGCAGACGACGCGAUCUUUUAAAGUCACCUACCAAAGAUUCGUACAACAUUGUUUAUUCCAUAGCGAUGUUUUCCGAGUUUAAAAGAAAAGAUGAAAAUUCAUUUUAUAUACUAUAUUUUAUGUUGUUUUCUUUUUUAAAUCUUAUACGCAUACGUUUUCUUUUUUUUAUGUUACUUCUAUUCAAUAGGAUGUAUAUGAUUGUAUUAUUGUAUAUUAUUAUUAAUUAAAGAGUAAAACUCGCGCGACGCGUGCAUGUAAUCGUUGUUUUUAAAUAGUAGCGCUAUUCUCUUUUGUUUCUCUGCAACUUCCCGUGAUCUUCGUCGUGUGGGGGAGGAGAGCAAACGAAAAAGAAGGCAAACACACACAGAGCGGAAACCAAUAAUAGUUGAAAGAGAGGAAACUAUAUCGAGGUGAUGAUCCUUUCUCCGAGUUUUUUGCAUAAGAAAACCAGAGUAGAAAAAAAGUGUUCUCGCAGUAGGAGACUGUCUCCACGAUUCUUAUUAAGCAUUUGUAAUGUGUGCAACUGAAGAGCGCAAGUGCGAGUGACAUAGAAGUAUAUGUGAAACUUUAGUGCGUGUUGUGUGUAAUAAGCAAAGAGCGCGCAAAGAUAGAUGGGAAGAGAGAGAAAGAGAUGAAUAGAAAAAAAAAUAAAAUCAAAUUUUUGAAUGUCUAUAGGAAAAUAGAAAAAAAAAUUUUAAGAGAUAUAGAAAAAGGAAGUGAGUGUGAUUAUUGAAGCAAGGGAUACAAGUUGAAUAUAUUCAGAUUAUAUGAUUUUUACAUAAAUUAUUGACUAGGGCUAACGCUUAUUAUUGUCAUUGUCAUUAUUAAUUAUUAAUUAAUUAUAUUAUACGAUUAUUAUUGUAAUUCUCAUUAUUAUUAACUCGUUAUCAAUUCUGUAUUACCACUCUAAGCUGUUUAAUUGUACAAAUAAAUUAAUUAGAUGAUAAAUUAAUUGUAAGUAAGCUUAGCUAAGUAAAGAAAACCUCUUGUCGCUUGUAAGAUCAAUGAUUAAUUAUUAUACGACUUUAAUAAAAAAGAAAAUGAAAUAAAAAAUUACGAAAAAAUUCAUUAAGCUGUUAUUAGCGCGAGGAAUUAAAAGAGGCGAGAUAGACGAAGAGAUAGAGCGAGGGAGGAGAAAGAAAGAGAGAGAGAGAGAGAGAGAGAGAGAGAAGAUGAGAGAAAAAUUAUUAUUGUCAACCGACGCCAAAUACGUUCUUCCGCAUUUCUUCGGUGAUUAUUCGUUUUUAAGAGUGCACGAUAAAGGAAUUUCUUUAUAGCGAGGAGAAUAUAUGCGAAUGAAAGCGAACGAACAAAAAUAGGGGAAAGCGAAAAUAUUGCGAGGAACUGAGGCGAGUAGAAGAAUAAAAAUGAGAGUAAAAGAAGAUAAAAAAAGUGGGUCGGUGCAAAUUGUACAUAGCGAUGAUGUUGAUAUAUAUAUGAUGAUUAUUUCGUAAGAGAAUUAAAAGAAAAAUAAGAGAGAGAGAGAGAGAGAGAGAGAGAGAGAGAGAGAGAGAGAGAGAAGGAAGGUUAUAUCUAUUAUUGUAAGCUCGCUUUUGAAGCUUCGAUGUCGUUUUACUUUAUUAUUUAUAAUUGAAAAAUAAGACAAAGUCGUUUUUAAAGUACAGGAUUAUUUUUUUAUGAAAGAAAAAUGAAGAUUUUAAGUUCACGAACACACACUCCGCUGUUUCUUCGUGUAUUGCGUAUUAUAUAUGAUAUAAAUACCUUUGUAAGGAAAAAAAUGAAGUCUUAUCUGUAUGAUUAUUACAUAUUAUAUAUUGUUUCUCUGUAAAUAUUAGCGAUACGUGACGCGCUUUCUGAAUGACAUGCUGGAAGAAAACGAAACAAAGAGAUUGCAAAAAUCUCCAUGCAGUUUUGUUCGCCGCUUCGAGAAGCUUUUCAUGAAUAUUAAAAGACGAAAAAAAAAUAAUAAUAUUCUCAUCGCAGCGACACGAUCACGUUCGCGUAUAUACUUUUGUUUCUUUCUUUUUUCUUUCUCAUACAGACACGGUUUUUUGGAUAGAGCGAGAUAAGCGAGAGAUUGCUCGAAUUCGCGGCGAUUGAAUCGUAAUUACGUAUAGCACGCGGAAUGAUAGACAUUGUUGAGAAGUUGCAUUAGUUAGAGAAUUAAAGAAAAAAAAUGUAAUGAUAAAAAAGUACAGAAAAAAAGCUUUGAAAAAUUCCUUCGCGAGUCGUCUUACCUACCUUCGAGAACCCUAAGUGUAAGACCGCGAAAAAGCGUUACGAAAGGAAAGAAAAAGGUUAGAAAGAAAAAAUAUUAAUGUAAAUGAGCGGGGAGGGCGAACAGAGUAUAAGAUUAUAGUGUAUGUGUGUGUAUACGCGUGCGAGAGAAAGAUGUGUGAGAACAAUUCCGGGGUGUCCGUUUUUACGGUAUUACUUUUUUCCGAAUAUUCCAUUAGAAAAGAGAAAAACGUAAAAAAAACAUUACAAAAUAACAACUGAAAUAUACGAAAACAACGAACGAACGAAGCUUUUUCUUCCUCUUGGAUGCUUGUGCAUAUAUGAGCGUGAACGAAUUGUCGAGGGUGACGAAAAGUAUGCGACAUUUGACAAGAAAAUGUUUUAAAAAAAUACGAAAAAAUGUGUGUAGGCGUACAGCGCGCGUGUUUCUUUCCUGUCCGAAGAAGCUUCGAGUGCUAAAAGUGCAAGGUGUACACAAAUACAAGAUUUUUUAGAUAUCGACUGUAAUAACGUUAAUAAAACUUGCAAUUUCUUUCCAUUUCGACUACUGCAAAAAAAUAUGUAUUAAAUAAAAAAUUACUAAUAAUCAUAAUGUUCGUUACCCCAGACAGAGCGAUGUCCCUUUCUCCAUCUGUUGUUUUCGUAUGUGACGACACACACACGCAUGUAUAUGAGUUUCUCUAACUUGUUGUUUUUCAUAUUAUAAGCGCGGCAGCGCCGUAUCCUCGAGCGAGCGUCGUAAUUUUUCGCAUUCUCGUCUGUGUGUACAGUGCGAGUGGGAGAGAGGGCGAGCUUUCACCCAUUUAUGCAUUUAAGCGAGAGAGAGAGAGAGAGAGAGAGAGAGAGAGAGAGAGAGAGAGAGAGAGAGAGAGAGAGACAGAGAGAAUGUACGAAGGAUAAAUA